UCCAUUGUGGUGAAAAAAAUUGCACGGGAGUUACGUUUGGAAACGCAUGAAAUUUCAGUUCAUGUCCAAAAGAGCAUUUGCCAAAGCUGUUAUCCGCUUUUCUUUUACCAUUGGUUUAAUUUGAUCAUACCGAGAAAGUGAGAAAGUAAGGUAAACCCUCUGUGAUGUCAUCCUCUACGCUGGCACGGUCCUCAGUGACCCCAAAAACAAUAGCCUCAGGGAAGGUUUCAAAGGUUCGAAGCACAUCACUGAAAUCAAGUCUACCGUCUCCAGUCCACUCCUCAAAGUCUGGCGCCAGGACGAAAUCUGUUGUUUCAGUGCAGGUAGAUAAUGAAGCCAACAGAAACCCUUUCAAAGUUCCUCCAGAUCAGGAUAUCUUCCUCUUGAGGAACAUGGAAAGAGAGCGCAAGAAGCUUGAGCGCGAGCAGGAGAAGAAUCUAAAAAUCCACGAGAAAACAACCUAUGCUGGCCGUGUGAAUGCAAAGCGGACAAAGAUAAGAGAGCUGAUGAAGGAGGGGAAAGAGGAGGGUGCGAAUGGUGGAAGUGAUGAUGAACACGCUUCAUGGAAACUGUCUAUGACUAAGGGUUGCCAUAUAGAAAAAGAAAGCAUCAGUGAAUUUAUAUCCAGGAAAAGACAGAUGUUUUUACUGCAGUACUCCCUGGCAGUGAAGCGAGAUGAGAUGUGCAAGCUGGAUGAGAUGGCGAUCACAGAAGAGCGUAAGCUGGAGAAGGCUGAGCAGUAUCUGGAGGAAGAUGCCACCAUGUUUGACGCCUUCCUGAAGGAGAACGACAAGAACUCUGUUGAAGCCAUAAAAAUCGCUGAACUAGAAACAAAAGUGAAACUGGAGAAGGUGGCUGAAAUAAAAAGAAUAUCCACAAAACUGAUGGCAUUAAAAAGUGAGAUUUCCAAGUUUGAGGAGAUCCUGAAGGAGUACAUGACGUAUAAGGAUUUCCUCAUGAAGCUUUCACCCAAAGACUGGCGAGAAGAGUAUGAGAAGCAAAAGGAGGCCAAGAAAGCUGAAAAGUCACAAGUGUCACCAACAAAAACCGAUUGCAGGCCUUCCAGCAGGAGUUUAGAGCCGUCUCAGAUGGAAGAUAUGCAAGAGAGCUCCUCGGAUUGUGACGAGGAGCCAGCGUUGUACUUCACGGAUCCCCAGCAGUUACUGGAUAUCCUGAUCGAGCUGGAGGAACAGAACCUCUCCCUGAUCCAGAACUCCCAGGAGACAGAAGAGACACUGGAGGAGUUCAAGCAGACCAUGGCCAUCACAAAGCAAAAGAUGGACCAUGAAACAGAUACUCUGAAACAGCAGGUGGAUAUGCUGCAGUAUACCAUCAACAGGGAGAAGGAAAGGGCAGCAGAGCUGGAGCUCAAGGCCCGAGUGUUCUCCUUUGGACAGUUCAAGACAGAAGAUCAGGACGAGAUGAUAAACUCAAUAAGUAAGAAGGUGGAGGAGGUGUACCGGGCCUGCAUCGGCCAGAACAAUGCCAACCUGAGCACCUUGUUGAUGCUCACUGCCAUCGAGAACCGCCUGGAGGAGCUCUUCGAGAACAUCGAGAUGGUCCCCCGGGAAAAAGUGCAGGUGGCUGAGAGGGCCAAGGAGAAGGAGCGCCGCAUCAGGAAUAGGGAAGAGAAAAUGAAACUGCAGAAGCAGCAUCAAGAGGAGAGACUGCGUAAAGCACUGCAGAGAUCCCAGGCUGACAUCAAGAAAACAACGGGUAAAAAGCUGGUAUACCGUUCACAACCCCCUGUCAUCAAACAGAAGGAAGAUAAGAACCAGGAAAUCACCAACAAGGAGAAAGAGGAACAGAUUUACUUCUUCACCUAAAAAGGUUUUGACAGUUGAAUCACGCAGAAGAUGAAGUGCAUUAUUUCAGUAUUUCUUUGUUUCACAUGUAGAUGUUCAAUCAUGUCCUAGGGAAAAAAAAAAAAUUCUAACAAUCUUAUGUAAUCUAGAAGACAAAAAUGAAUCAACUUAAUCACGUCAUUGUAUGGGAAAUUGCAAAUAAAGAUGAUCAAGUUUACUUUCAUUAACUGGUAACUUGUUUGCAAAACUUUGUUCAGUGCUGUACAUUUUUUUUCAACCAGUUAUGAGUUUUUGUGGAGGGAUGCAUGAUGCCAAUACGAAAUAGCCAGAUGUAUUCAUUUUAAUUCUACAGGAUGGUUUCCUAUCCACUUGCAAUAAACUAACCCUAUCCUGGUUUUUCCGGUUCUUCCAGAUUGCAAACUCUAAACACCAGUGGGCUUUUGUAAAGUAUAAAAGACUUUGAAAGUGUUUCAAUUAAAUUAAUUCCCACCUGCAGUACUGCUGCAUUUGCAAUUGUUUUUGAAGACCUCACUGUGUGCUAAAAUA
Polyodon spathula (Mississippi paddlefish) is the source of this 2351-nucleotide messenger RNA. RefSeq names its product cilia- and flagella-associated protein 100-like. The transcript has 15 exons. The record is from RefSeq and is a predicted model, not a curated record. Lineage: Eukaryota; Metazoa; Chordata; Actinopteri; Acipenseriformes; Polyodontidae. Bases 165 to 1826 code for a protein of 553 amino acids.